UGAUGUCAGCGCGAGUGCGUCGAUUAAAGGCGGCAUGGGCUCAGUUAUCCACGGAGAGUCUGAUCGGACUGACUUACAAUGGCCCCGAAAGAGCUGACUUCGUUUGGCUCUAGUGUGUUACUGAAGUAUGCCAGCCACCGAAAUGGCGCUCCACCAGUCACGGGAGAAAGUUACAUGGAGAGCAGGCGGCAAGAUGACGGUGCUGAGGGAUUGUGGCGGGUACACGACGGCCUCUACGACCUCACCGAGUUUAUUUCGCGGCAUCCCGGAGGUCAGAAUUGGCUUCGGAUCACUAAGGGGACGGACAUUACGGAGGCGUUUGAGAGUCACCACAUUGCGCAGACCGCUGCAGAUCUACUGCCGAAGUUCUUCAUCCGUUCAGCUAGCCGAAGCCAGCCCCGAAACUCACCAUACACCUUCCACGAGGAUGGAUUUUACAAGACGUUCAAGCGUCGGGCCGCCUAUGUCCUUAAAAUCACACCAGACAGUUCCUUUUCGCGCUGGUUUAACGACGGCUUGGUAGCAAGCUGCUUUCUUCUGCUGGUCAGUGCGGCAGCAACCAGUUCUUAUGUACUGGCCACGGUUGGGGCGUUUUGCAUAUCAAUCACGGCGAUCUGCUCGCACAACUUCACGCACAUGAGGGACAACUGGCGAAUGUACUAUCUCAGCUUGUGCUACUUGUCUUUGGAAGACUGGCGAAUAAGCCACAUCCUAUCCCACCACCAGUACCCAAACACGCAGCUGGACAUGGAGAUUAGCAUGCUGGAACCUCUACUGGAGUACUUCCCGACUAAAACAAAGAAGACUCUUUCCAUGCUGGGGGCAGCCGUUGCCUUCACAGUGUCUGCAUGCAUCAUGCUUCCAAGCAAGAUACCUUACAGAUUGACACACAUGCGAGUCGAGGACUUGUUGCCACUACUUUUCUUAACGGCUAUGGUAAUUCUGGGUGGUUCGUCAGUCCUCUCUGCAACCUUCAUGUGGAUAUACGUCUUGGUGGCGCACAGUUUCUUUUUCCACUACCUGGGCUUCACCGGCGCACACCACCAUCCGGAAAUAUUUCACGACGGAGACGCACCUAGACUCGACCGUGACUUCGGUCUCGGCCAGUUGGAUGCGACGCGAGAUCGGGCCGACUACGGCAGCAAUCCAGUGCUGGUGCUUAGCAGGUAUGGUGAUCAUGCUCUUCACCAUCUACUCCCAACAGUGGACCAUUGUCGUCUUCGAGCACUGUACCCAGUUUUUACCGAGACCCUCGCCGAGUUUGGUAUUCAGUACAGAUUCACUACAGCCUGGACGCUGUUUAAAGGAUCUUUCAAGCAACUGACCCGACGCGAACCUAACCAAUGUGCUCCUGGCAGUGUGAUAGACCUUAAGCAUUAAAGGGCAAUAAAGUUUACUCUUCAAACUA
Molecule: messenger RNA, 1408 nt
Organism: Frankliniella occidentalis (western flower thrips)
Lineage: Eukaryota; Metazoa; Arthropoda; Insecta; Thysanoptera; Thripidae
Product: cytochrome b5-related protein-like
Exons: 8
Coding region: 79-1380 (433 amino acids)
Biological process (GO): lipid metabolic process
Cellular component (GO): mitochondrion
Molecular function (GO): heme binding
Source: RefSeq, a predicted model, not a curated record